CAACUUACUUAAUAGAAGAAAUUUACGAAAUAAAAAAUAUUACAUUUUUUAAGAUAAUUCUAGUUUCCUUAAAUAUUUUCGACUUUUACAUUAAAAGUGUGUUAAAAUUAAAUUUUUUUAAAUUAAAUGAAAAUAGUUUUGUAUUCUAUUUGUGACUGUACAGGACAUGAGAGCAGUAGUUAUAUUUUAUUUGUUAUAUAGUACAGUGCACGCAGUCUUAUUGAGAAUUUUAGAUCAGUAAAACGUCUAGAUGUGAGUAAAUUAAAAGUUGUGACAUUUAAUAUAAAGAUCUGUAACUAUACAACUAUAAUAGUGAUUAAUUUAUAUAAAUUUUUUCACAUAUCCUGGAAAAUUUUAUAUUUUCACAUAUCCUGGAAAAUUUUAUAUUUUCACCUCGAUAAAAGAUGUAUCUCUGGGUGUACUUGUGUGUUAUUUUAUGUAUAUGCAUAUAUUUAACAACGCUAGCGUUAAGCUGGCGUGCUAAGAGAAAUUAUGCACAUUUACCGACAUAUACCAACUAUCCUAUUAUUGGAGCUAUCUAUAAAUUUUAUGGAGAUACACAAAAUGUUUUCAAACGUUUCUGUGAAAUGACGGACAUAGCAGAGAAAACUGACAUGCCGUUUGCAUUGUGGGUUGGACCAGUUCCCUGCUUGGUUCUCAACGACCCAGACGACAUUCGUGUGGCAUCCAACGCGUUCGUAGAUAAGCCUUAUUACUACAGCUUCGCGAAAGUGUGGCUUGGAGAUGGAUUAGUGACAGCGCCGGGUUGGAUAUGGAAAAAGAAUGUAAAGAAAAUAGCCAGCACGUUCAUCGGACCUGCUAUAGACAGCUAUCAGACAAUUUUCAAUGAAAACGCGGACAAAUUGGUUAAGUAUUUGAAACCUGAAGUUGACGGUGACUUCUUCGACUCCAUGCCGCACUUCUCUCUGUCUACCAUGGAAACAAUAUGUCAAGCAGGACUUGGUGUGUCAAAAAUAUCGGAGAAUUUCGUCACAGACACGUAUUACAAGGCCUUUAACCGCACUUUAGAGCUGAUCAUAUUUAGAGGGAUGAAUCUCUUUAUGCAUUGGGACUUCAUCUACCGCUUCACAGCAUCUCAUAAGGAAAUGUUGGAAUGCGUCUCUGUGCUACAUAAGGUGUCGAGUACUGUAAUUAAGGAAAAGAAAACUGCAAGAAAACUUAAGGAGAGUGCAAACAAAGAUGGAGCUGAGAAUGAAGAAGAAAAGCCCAGUAUUAAAGCGUUCAUAGAUCUGAUGCUCGAAAUGAGUGAAAAGGACCCGAGUUUUACGGAAAGUCAGAUUUUAGCAGAAAUCAAUACGAUCAUAUUAGCUGGACAGGAGACGGUUGCCACUACACUGUUUUAUACUCUUCUUGUUAUUGGAAGCCGAAAGGAUGUUCAGCAGAAUCUAUAUGAUGAAAUCAAAAGAGUCCUGGGUGACAGGAAGGAUGUCCAAAAGGAAGAUCUUGCGCAGCUCACAUACUGCGAAGCUGUUAUUAACGAGAGUCUUCGCUUGUAUCCACCAGUUGUUGGUGUGAUGAGAUACGCUGAUAAUGAUUUGAAGCUUAAAUCAGUCACGGUAACAAAGGGAACCACGGUACUUCUGAACCUUUGGGGCGUGUCAAGGUCACCAAGGCAUUGGGGAUCUGAUGCUGAGGAGUUCAAACCAGAAAGAUGGCUGCCUCCCAACAAUCCAAGUGUUUACGCGCAUCUUCCAUUUAGCUCGGGCAAGAGGGCAUGUAUAGGAAAGAGAUAUGCUAUGGCGUUUUUGAAGACAAUAUACGUGCAUGUACUUCGCGAGUAUGAAGUUAUAUCCCAAGAUACUUUCAACAAAAUGGAAUUCAAAUUGGAUAUCGCACUUCGACCUGUCAACGGCCAUCUCAUGAAACUACGGUUACGAGAUUGAUCUAGAUAUAUUUGAAAAUUUAGGCUAAUGAUAAUUUAUCUGGAGUAAAUAAUUUCAACUCCGUCUUGUAUUUAAGAUAUUUAUAUAUUAUUUAUGCUAUCACUAGCUUAAUUUAAAAACGAUGUAAUAUAAGUAAAAACGGUAAUAAAGUGAGAUUUUGUUUUA
This is a messenger RNA of Colias croceus (clouded yellow), 2069 nucleotides long. RefSeq names its product cytochrome P450 4C1-like (gene Cyp366a1). Bases 405 to 1904 code for a protein of 499 amino acids. Gene Ontology annotation, molecular function: monooxygenase activity; oxidoreductase activity, acting on paired donors, with incorporation or reduction of molecular oxygen; iron ion binding. The transcript has 11 exons. The record is from RefSeq and is a predicted model, not a curated record. Lineage: Eukaryota; Metazoa; Arthropoda; Insecta; Lepidoptera; Pieridae.